CGAUCCCACUCCAACUCGCUCUCGACACUCAAGUACUUACAGCAAUUACCAAAGACGUCCAAAUAACACCAGUUGUCUCUGUCAGCUUGUCGUCAAACAAAAUCGUCCGUUUUGGCAUUUCGUGUUCCAUAAUUUGAACUUCGCAGGAGUGGUUUACUCCGUAUUACAUUCGAAUUUGCUUUGACUUAAUAUCAUCAAACAGCAAAUGAGAUGUUUAGGAAGUCAAGAUCCAUUUCAUCGUGAUUUCUUAGUCAAUUAUUUUAAUCAUUUGAAGCUUUAGAAAAUUCGAGUGUGUUGACCGAACUGCAUGAUGAUCAACUUGUAAAUCAACAUUUGAUUGAAUUGCACUGUUCAUUAUCUAGCCUUUAUCAAUUUAAUUGCAGUACAUCAGAAAGUUUGGUGUGAUUUUCUAGCGACUUUCACUUCAUUAAAGUACAUGAAUUGGGAGGAAACCUGCCUGUCUGUUUUUGCUUGAAAAUCUGGACAAUCGUGACAAUUGUGACUGCUUAAACCCAAUAAUCUUUCCGAUAACUGCAUUUUACUAGAGGAAAUAUAUCAAGUUGCAGACUCAGACUGUGCAUUUUUAAGACCAAGUCUGUAAUUUCGACACUUUUCAGAAAGGAGAUAAGUCACCAUAACCUAAACGAUGUGAGUAAAGGUUCUUCGAAGCGUUAGCACCAUAGACAUGACAUGUUUCAGGAGACGGGCCAGGUUAUUGAUAUAAGUUUGUGAAAAAGUUUGGAAAUAAUACAUCCCGCCAUUUUCUUUCAAUUUCUGGUAACUGAUUUCAUUCAAAGCUCCCUCAGGAAAGAGAGGCAGGGAGCACCAGAUGAAGUAAACUUUAAACGCUAUUUUCAACUAAAAGAUAAAGCUGACCCAGUUGUCUAAGUUAUUUUAUCAAGGUUAACCAGUGUGCUUAAAAUGGAAAAUCGCAGAAUUGUCGAUAUCGGAGUGAUAGAACAGUCUUUCAAACCUUCCAAGAUGCAGGUCAUCGACCAGGAGACAUCGAGCGUCGACUACCCUCGACAGCGAGCCCUUCAAUGCCUCCGGAUGAUGAGCAAUUGCGGCAACGCUGAGAUCUUCAACAAAGCGUUGUCUACGACCAUGAAGAUGCAAAGUCCGGAGUGGGAGGGCGACACUGAUAGCGACGUCGAUAGCGUCGUGAAGCAUCCCAAGGAACGGGUUGAUAGAGGAUCGACUUCAACGUCGACGAGCGCGAAAUAUCACGGACAUCGAGAUGGAGUGGGAAAGGCAGUGAAGAAGGGCAUGAAACCACAUUUGACAAAAAAAUGCGACCCGCGAGUUCAGAAGCAGAUUCGGUUAAAUAUCAAUGCUCGAGAGCGUCGACGUAUGCACGAUCUAAACGAUGCCCUGGAUGAUCUACGGGGCGUUAUCCCCUACGCUCACAGCCCAUCGGUUCGUAAGCUGUCGAAGAUUGCCACGCUGCUCCUCGCUAAGAACUAUAUCCUGAUGCAGGCGAAUGCACUCGAGGAGAUGCGACGGAUUUUCACUUUCAUGAACCAGCCUCAGCUUUGCUUACCACCGGCUCUGUCGUCGACCACCUACCCGAUCUCGCCCGCCUACCACACCCCUGACAUCGUCGCUCGAAACAGCAGUGGGCAUGCUCUUGCAAGUAAGGUCCUUGAAAGCCCCUCGACCGCCAUCAAUCUCCCAAUCUCUUGCCGUCGGAAUGGUGUGCAAUCGUCAUCAUCGUCGUUAUCUUGCCAUCGUUGUAUCGAUAGACCAUCCCUUAAUCGGAAUCAUGAAAGAAGUGAUCAUUCCUUUCUCUGACUCUCAAACUUUCCGAUUUUAUGAUGAAAUAUUUAAUAACUUUCCUUAUUUAUUGUUCUCCCCAAAACUUUUGAUUGACGGUGUAAACGUGGUCGAAUAAUUACGCUAAGUGUACAAUCUAUUGCAUCAAUAAUUGUUCAAUG
This is a messenger RNA of Lytechinus variegatus (green sea urchin), 1934 nucleotides long. RefSeq names its product class E basic helix-loop-helix protein 22-like. NCBI's taxonomy places the organism in Eukaryota, Metazoa, Echinodermata, Echinoidea, Temnopleuroida, Toxopneustidae. The transcript has a single exon. The record is from RefSeq and is a predicted model, not a curated record. Gene Ontology annotation, molecular function: protein dimerization activity. The coding region runs from base 922 to 1791 and encodes 289 amino acids.